Messenger RNA from Klebsormidium nitens, 1155 nucleotides. NCBI's taxonomy places the organism in Eukaryota, Viridiplantae, Streptophyta, Klebsormidiophyceae, Klebsormidiales, Klebsormidiaceae. The record is from the annotation of a GenBank genome assembly.
AUGGCAUUCUUCGACACCUCGGCAAGACGCACCCUCUCGUUUGAAGAGUACAGCCAAGGAUUGAUGGACGUCCUUGCCAAGAACGGGGCGCCAAAGGUGCUGUUAGAUGCAAUGACAAAGGUGGAGGAAGCCAUCCUUCGCGACCGAGUGUACACAGCACCCGAGGCCUUGUGCGACAGUGUAGACAAGACCCGGCUGUUUGAAGCGUUUUGUGAUCUUGACCUCCUGUCUACGAGCGGGGCCCCAGCAUCUCCAAGGAAGCCGUGGCAGAAGGUUAUCGACUACGGCGGGUUUGUUGAGCUGUCUGGGAGCGCUCAGGUUCAGGUUCGUCAUGCCAGAGUGGGGCGUCCCGAGAAAGGGACCUGGAGGCUGGCGGGGAUGCACUCGGGAGAUGGGAGUCUUGGGUGGGCGCACACGGCGCACAGGUGGCUGGCGCUGACGCACUGGAGGGACUGGGGUCACGGGUGGACGCUUACGCCCCGGGGUUCCCCUUGGGGGCUGGCGUGGAUGCACGGGGGCAGUGGGAGGCACGGGCGGCCCGGCUGCGUGUUCCCCAAGAGCAUGCCUGUCAUCAACGAACAGGCGUGCUGGUUGGACUUUUCCGAGCAGGGCAGCCCGGCAAUCUUCAGCAUUUGCCUAGACCCCGGGAACGUGUCUGCCAAGUCGUUUGUCUACCUUUUGAAUGUCGCACUCGCAUCUGGCCUCUGGAAGAACACGUACCUCGCAGCAAUAGACUCGGUGAGCAACAAGAUCUCGAUCACGGCAAACGGCAGGAACGCGGUGCCUUUCAAGCUCCUGUUUGGGAGUGGUCCGAAUGCAGAGAACAGUCUAGCACCACUCUUGGGCUUCACCGUGGCUGAUACCAGCUUCGGCCUCGUGCAAACGGCCGGUGGGCAUGUGAACCUGGCCUCAUCUCUGUUUGUUGACUUUGUGAUGGAGAAUCUCCCAAGCAUAGCUGCAAAGCGCGUGGUUUCGAGGCAGAACGGGGCUAUGCAGCCAGUGACGCUCAGCGCUCCGUUGGUACCAACAAUCAGAGCAAAAGAGCCACUGCCAGAAAAGGAUUCGGGAGUGGGAAAGAAGGUGGUUGCGGCGGCUGCUCUCGUGGGUCUCGGUUCAGCCGCAUAUUAUCUGUUCAAGGACCCACAAGAGAGCUAG